CCAAGUCCAACCACUUGGCUUAACUCAGAGUAGAAGCCACACAGAGGAGGAAAAAAAACAAAAAACAAAGUAGAGGCUUAAAUCAACUCAGAGAAGGGAGGGAUAGAGGGAGGAGGGGAGAGAAAACGCCCUGGAAGUCUAGCUGGUCAAGAAAUAGGAAAACAGAGACAGACUCCUGACAGACUGCAAACUUGUGGCAGUGUGCAAAGUGCUCUACUUGGGGGCCAAGGUGAGAAGACAUGUUUACAAGGAUGCUCAAGUGGGUGUGAGGCUUCUUUGGCGCAAAGUUUGCGCACAGAAGUAAAAACAAGAAGAAUACAAGAAGCAGACUGAAGCCCUUUGAUUUGCUUGAGCAGUCCAAGGAAAACAACAUCACUAUUUUUCUCUCACCAGGGCUGGAUUACAGGAAAACAAAUAAAGAUGGCUGACGAAGAUGAUACCAGGGAAGUACUCUUUCAGGAUUGGGAGGGUCCUGAUAAAACUGGCUUGACCAUUGAACACACAAGUGGAGGGGAGCUCUUAGUCAAGGAGGUGAAAGGAGAGUCCCCUGCAGCACGAUCUGGAAAAGUAUAUGAAGGUGAUCAGAUUGUUGGUGCAACUAUCUACUUUGAAAAUAUGAGCUCAGAAGAGACAGCAGAUUUACUGAAAACAUUGAACAAACACAAAGUUGGACUAAAGCUACAAAACAAAGGUGAUAAAUCCCCUUGCUACUCACCAUUGAACACACCAUGUCGUUCUCCAAUGGGAACUCUUACAUGGGAAGGGAAGACACAGUUUGGAGGAUCCAGUCCAGAAGUAAUUCUGAGUGGAGAGGAUGAGGACUACAAGAGGAUAUACACAAAAAAAAUUAAACCGAGGCUGAAAUCUGAAGACCUUGCAGAGGGAGUGGAUGUUCGUACAGAGCGGCAUAGCAGCACCAGCAGUGAUGGCAGUACGAUUACAACCAUCACUCGACGUAUCACUACGUACACAGUGGAAAUGCCAAGUGGUGUAAGUGAGAAACUAGAACUUUCAAGCCCAGACUUCAAAGGACAAAGACAUGAAUCUGGAGAUGGCUCUCCACAUGUCAGAAUCUUGCAUGGAAGCCCUUUAUCAAAAGUGGAGGCAGAAGAGGGUGUUUUUGAACCAUACAGUGUGACCCACACUGGAGCUAAAGGUAUCUCAUCAGAAACACACAGGGGUAGUAGUGGAGAUCAGUCAAAGACAAUUAUAAUGUCAAAGGAUGUCAGAUUUAAAGGACCUAACUUUGGAGUAAUAGGCCAUGAAGGCUCUAAAGUCUUCAGAGAAACUGAAGAAGAUGAAGCUGGAAGCAUAGAUGAGUCAAAAACACAAACUAUAUUUGGUAAAACAUUAGGAACCAAAGUAGAAAUUGCCAAUUCUGAUUUAAAGUCUGGCAAAGAAGAAGUCAGUUUUAAAAGGCCUAAUGUAAAGAUAUCAUCAUUAAACACCACAACCCCUGGUCAAGGCAGCACAGAAGUGUCAAAAGAAAUUGACAUAAAAGGUCCAAAAGUUGACACUGAAGGAAAAAGCAUGUCCCAAAUUACAAUGCCAUCAGUUAACUUAAAGGGUCCAAAGGCUGAUGUCCCAGAUAUUGAUAUCGACUUCAAAAAGGCAGGUAUUAAUGUAAAAGCACCAGAUGUUGACUUUGGAGGACAUGAUGCAAAACUGAAAGGAGCAAAGAUAACCAUGCCAGAUGUUGAUUUCAACUUGAAAGGUACAAAAAUAAUAAGUAACAUGGAUGUUUCAACACCGAAGACAAAAGUAGACAUUAAAACAACAGAAAUUGACAUUAAAGGUUCAGAAAUUGAUACUGAAGGGUCAAAGGGUGAGAUGCCUUCUAUAAAAAUGCCAUCAGUAAACUUAAAAGGUCCAAAAGGUGGUGUUACAGAUAAACUUAACCUAACAGGCCAGAAAGAGAGUGUUGAUGUUAAACUGCCAAACAUAGAAGGAGAUAUAAAGGGUCCAGAUGUAGACAUUGGAGGUCCAACUGUUGACUUAGAAGGCAAGAAAGGGGGUCCAAAAUUCAAAAUGCCAUCAUUUGGAAUCAAAGGUGCCAAAGUAGAGGGUCAAGAUGUUAAUGUGGACCUUCCUAACGCAGAUAUUGAUAUGAAAGCACCAGAUGUUGACAUUGAGGGGGCAGACACAAAACUGGAAGGACCCAAAUUUAACAUGCCAAGCCUAUCUGGACCAAACAUAUCCAUUCCAGAUGUUGAUUUAGACUUAAAAGGCCCAAAACUCAAAGGUGAUUUAGAUGUUUCAACUCCAAAGUUAAAAGGAGAUAUUAAUACACCAGGUAUUGAAAUAAAGGGUCCAGAAGUUGAUAUUGAAAGGUCAAAGGGAGGACUUGAAAUGCCUUCCAUAAAAAUGCCAUCCUUUGAUCUCAAAGGUCCAAAGGGUGAUGCUCCAGAUGUUGACCUGAAACUGAAAGGUCCAAAAGUUGAAGGGGAUGUUGAUAUUAAACUGCCAAAGUUUAAAGGCGAUAUGAAGGCACCAGAUGUGGACAUUGAAGGGCCAGAUUUUGAUAUUGAGGGGCCCAAAGCUGGACUCAAAAUGCCUAAGUUUAAAAUGCCAUCAUUUGGAAUGAAAGGCCCCAAAGUAGAAGGUCCAGAUGUUAAUAUUGACCUUCCAAAGACAGAUAUUGAUGUGAAAGCACCAGAUGUUGAUAUUGAAGGAGCGGAUGUAAAAGUGAAAGGACCCAAAUUCAAUAUGCCCAGCAUAUCUGGGCCAAAGAUAUCCAUGCCGGAUGUUGAUCUAAACUUAAAAGGUCAAAAAUUUAAGGGUGAUGUAGAUGUCUCAGCUUCAAAGAUAAAAGGAGACAUGAAAAAACCUGAAGUUGACAUUAAAGGUCCAGGAGUUGAUACUGAAGGGCCAAAGGGAGGAUUUCAAAUGCCUUCUAUUAAAGUACCAUCGUUAGAUUUCAAAGGCCCGAAAGUUGAUGUUCCAGAAGUUGAUCUUAAUCUGAAAGGCCCUAAAGUUGAAGGUGAUGUGGAUAUUAAGCUACCAGAGAUAAAAGGAGAUAUUAAGGGACCAGAUGUGGACAUUGAAGGUUCAGAUAUUGAUAUUGAGGGCCCCAAAGGGGGAUUCAAAAUGCCUAAAUUUAAAAUACCAUCAUUUGGAAUGAAAGGAUCCAAAGCAGAAGGUCCAGAUGUUGAUAUUGAUCUUGAGCUUCCCAAGGCAGAUAUUGAUGUGAAAGCACCAGAUGUAGAUAUUGAAGGACAGGAUGUAAAAGUGAAAGGACCCAAAUUCAACAUGCCCAGCAUAUCUGGACCAAAGAUAUCCAUGCCUGAUGUUGAUUUCAACUUAAAAGGCCCAAAAUUCAAGGGUGAUGUGGAUGUUCAAGCUCCAAAGAUAAAAUCGGACAUUAAAAAACCUGAAGUUGACUUUAAAGGUCCAGAAGUUGAUAUUGAAGGGCCAAAGGGGGGAUUUGAAAUGCCUUCCAUUAAAAUGCCAUCAUUAGAUUUCAAAGGCCCUAAAGUUGAAGGUGAUGUGGAUGUUAAGCUACCAGAGAUGAAAGGAGAUAUUGAGGGACCAGAUCUGGACAUUGAAAGUUCAGAUAUUGAUAUUGAGGGCCCCAAAGGUGGAUUAAAAAUGCCUAAAUUUAAAAUGCCGUCAUUUGGAAUGAAAGGAUCCAAAGUAGAAGGACCAGAUGUUGAUGUUGAUAUUGACCAUCCCAAGGCAGAUAUUGAUGUGAAAGCACCAGAUGUUGACAUCAGUGGAGCAGAUGUAAAACUGAAAGGACCCAAAUUCAACAUGCCCAGCAUAUCUGGACCAAAGAUUUCCAUGCCAGAUGUCGAUUUCAACUUGAAAGGCCCGAAAUUUAAGGGUGAUGUAGAUGUUUCAACUCCAAAGAUAAAAGGAGACAUGAAAACACCUGAAGUUGACAUUAAAGGUCCAGAAGUUGAUAUUGAAGGGCCAAAGGGAGGAUUUAAAAUGCCUUCUAUGAACAUGCCAUCCUUCAAUCUAAAAGGUCCAAAGGUUGAUGUGCCAGAUGUUGACCUCAAUCUAAAAGGUCCAAAAGUUGAUGUCCCAGAUGUUGACCUCAAUCUAAAAGGUCCGAAAAUUGAAGGGGAUGUGGAUGUUAAACUGCCAAAGAUGAAAGGAGAUAUCAAGGGACCAGAUGUGGACAUCGAAGGUGCAAAUAUUGACAUUGAGGGCUCAAAAGUUGGACUCAAAAUGCCUAAGUUCAAAAUGCCAUCAUUUGGAAUGAAAGGCCCCAAAGUAGAAGGACCAGAUGUUGAUGUUGAUAUUGACCAUCCCAAGGCAGAUAUUGAUGUGAAAGCACCAGAUGUUGACAUUAGUGGAGCAGAUGUAAAACUGAAAGGACCCAAAUUCAACAUGCCCAGCAUAUCUGGACCAAAGAUUUCCAUGCCAGAUGUCGAUUUCAACUUGAAAGGCCCAAAAUUUAAGGGUGAUGUAGAUGUUUCAACUCCACAGAUAAAAGGAGACAUGAAAACACCUGAAGUUGACAUUAAAGGUCCAGAAGUUGAUAUUGAAGGGCCAAAGGGAGGAUUUAAAAUGCCUUCUAUGAACAUGCCAUCCUUCAAUCUAAAAGGUCCAAAGGUUGAUGUGCCAGAUGUUGACCUCAAUCUAAAAGGUCCAAAAGUUGAUGUCCCAGAUGUUGACCUCAAUCUAAAAGGUCCGAAAAUUGAAGGGGAUGUGGAUGUUAAACUGCCAAAGAUGAAAGGAGAUAUCAAGGGACCAGAUGUGGACAUCGAAGGUGCAAAUAUUGACAUUGAGGGCUCAAAAGGUGGACUCAAAAUGCCUAAGUUCAAAAUGCCAUCAUUUGGAAUGAAAGGCCCCAAAGUAGAAGGACCAGAUGUUGAUGUUGAUAUUGACCAUCCCAAGGCAGAUAUUGAUGUGAAAGCACCAGAUGUUGACAUUAGUGGAGCAGAUGUAAAACUGAAAGGACCCAAAUUCAACAUGCCCAGCAUAUCUGGACCAAAGAUUUCCAUGCCAGAUGUCGAUUUCAACUUGAAAGGCCCGAAAUUUAAGGGUGAUGUAGAUGUUUCAACUCCAAAGAUAAAAGGAGACAUGAAAACACCUGAAGUUGACAUUAAAGGUCCAGAAGUUGAUAUUGAAGGGCCAAAGGGAGGAUUUAAAAUGCCUUCUAUGAACAUGCCAUCCUUCAAUCUAAAAGGUCCAAAGGUUGAUGUCCCAGAUGUCGACCUCAACCUAAAAGGUCCAAAAGUUGAUGUACCUGAUGUCGACCUCAAUCUAAAAGGUCCAAAAGUGGAAGGUGAUGUAGAUAUAAAAAUGCCAAAGAUAAAAGGAGAUAUCAAGGGACCAGAUGUAGACAUUGAGGGUCCAAAUAUUGACAUUGAGGGCUCAAAAGGUGGAUUCAAAAUGCCUAAGUUCAAAAUGCCAUCAUUUGGAAUGAAAGGCCCCAAAGUAGAAGGUCCAGAUGUCGAUGUUGAUCUUGACCUUCCUAAGGCAGAUAUUUAUGUGAAAGCACCAGAUGUCGAUGUCAGUGGAGCAGAUGUAAAACUGAAAGGACCCAAACUCAACAUGCCCAGCAUAUCUGGACCAAAGAUAUCCAUGCCAGAUGUUGAUUUCAACUUGAAAGGCCCAAAACUCAAGGGGGACAUGGAUAUUUCUGUUCCUAAGAUAAAAGGAGACAUGAAAACACCUGAAGUUGACAUUAAAGGCCCAGAAGUUGAUGUUGAAGGACCAAAGGGAGGAUUUAAAAUGCCUUCUAUGAACAUGCCAUCAUUCAAUCUAAAAGGUCCGAAAAUUGAAGGGGAUGUGGAUGUUAAACUGCCAAAGAUGAAAGGAGAUAUCAAGGGACCAGAUGUGGACAUCGAAGGUGCAAAUAUUGACAUUGAGGGCCCCAAAGGUGGACUCAAAAUGCCUAAGUUCAAAAUGCCAUCAUUUGGAAUGAAAGGCACGAAAGUAGACGGUCCAGAUGUUGAUGUUGAUCUUGACCUUCCCAAGGCAGAUAUUGAUGUGAAAGCACCAGAUGUUGACAUCAGUGGAGCAGAUGUAAAACUGAAAGGACCCAAAUUCAACAUGCCCAGCAUAUCUGGACCAAAGAUUUCCAUGCCAGAUGUCGAUUUCAACUUGAAAGGCCCAAAACGCAAGGGGGACAUGGAUGUUUCUGUUCCUAAGAUAAAAGGAGACAUGAAAACACCUGAAGUUGACAUUAAAGGUCCAGAAGUUGAUAUUGAAGGGCCAAAGGGAGGAUUUAAAAUGCCUUCUAUGAACAUGCCAUCCUUCAAUCUAAAAGGUCCAAAGGUUGAUCUCCCAGAUGUCGACCUUAACCUAAAAGGUCCAAAAGUUGAUGUGCCAGAUGUUGAUCUCAAUGUAAAAGGUCCAAAAGUUGAAGGUGAUGUGGAUAUUAAAGUGCCAAAGAUUAAAGGAGAUAUAAAGGGACCAGAUGUAGACAUUGAAGGUCCAAAUAUUGACAUUGAAGGCCACAAAGGUGGACUCAAAAUGCCCAAGUUCAAAAUGCCAUCAUUUGGAAUGAAAGGCCCCAAAAUAGAAGGACCUGAUAUUGAUAUUGACCUCCCCAAGGCAGAUAUUGAUGUGAAAGCACCAGAUGUUGAUAUUGAAGGAGCAGAUCUAAAAGUGAAAGGACCCAAAUUCAACAUGCCCAGCAUAUCUGGACCAAAGAUUUCAAUGCCAGAUGUUGAUUUCAACUUGAAAGGCCCAAAACUCAAGGGGGACAUGGAUGUUUCUGUUCCUAAGUUAAAAGGAGAUAUGAAAACACCUGAAGUUGACAUUAAAGGUCCAGAAGUUGAUAUUGAAGGGUCAAAGGGAGGAUUUAAAAUGCCUUCCAUUAACAUGCCAUCCUUCAAUCUAAAAGGUCCAAAGGUUGAUCUCCCAGAUGUCGACCUUAACCUAAAAGGUCCAAAAGUUGAUGUGCCAGAUGUUGACCUUAAUCUAAAAGGUCCAAAAGUUGAAGGUGACGUGGAUAUUAAACUGCCAAAGAUUAAAGGAGAUAUAAAGGGACCAGAUGUGGACAUUGAGGGUCCAAAUAUUGAUAUUGAGGGCUCAAAAGGUGGACUCAAAAUGCCUAAGUUCAAAAUGCCAUCAUUUGGAAUGAAAGGCCCCAAAGUAGAAGGUCCAGAUGUCGAUGUUGAUCUUGACCUUCCUAAGGCAGAUAUUGAUGUGAAAGCACCAGAUGUCGAUGUCAGUGGAGCAGAUGUAAAACUGAAAGGACCCAAACUCAACAUGCCCAGCAUAUCUGGACCAAAGAUAUCCAUGCCAGAUGUUGAUUUCAACUUGAAAGGCCCAAAACUCAAGGGGGACAUGGAUAUUUCUGUUCCUAAGAUAAAAGGAGACAUGAAAACACCUGAAGUUGACAUUAAAGGCCCAGAAGUUGAUGUUGAAGGACCAAAGGGAGGAUUUAAAAUGCCUUCUAUGAACAUGCCAUCAUUCAAUCUAAAAGGUCCAAAAAUUGAUGUCCCAGAUGUUGACCUCAAUCUCAAAGGUCCGAAAAUUGAAGGGGAUGUGGAUGUUAAACUGCCAAAGAUGAAAGGAGAUAUCAAGGGACCAGAUGUGGACAUCGAAGGUGCAAAUAUUGACAUUGAGGGCCCCAAAGGUGGACUCAAAAUGCCUAAGUUCAAAAUGCCAUCAUUUGGAAUGAAAGGCACGAAAGUAGACGGUCCAGAUGUUGAUGUUGAUCUUGACCUUCCCAAGGCAGAUAUUGAUGUGAAAGCACCAGAUGUUGACAUCAGUGGAGCAGAUGUAAAACUGAAAGGACCCAAAUUCAACAUGCCCAGCAUAUCUGGACCAAAGAUUUCCAUGCCAGAUGUCGAUUUCAACUUGAAAGGCCCAAAACUCAAGGGGGACAUGGAUGUUUCUGUUCCUAAGAUAAAAGGAGACAUGAAAACACCUGAAGUUGACAUUAAAGGUCCAGAAGUUGAUAUUGAAGGGCCAAAGGGAGGAUUUAAAAUGCCUUCUAUGACCAUGCCAUCCUUCAAUCUAAAAGGUCCAAAGGUUGAUCUCCCAGAUGUCGACCUUAACCUAAAAGGUCCAAAAGUUGAUGUGCCAGAUGUUGAUCUCAAUGUAAAAGGUCCAAAAGUUGAAGGUGAUGUGGAUAUUAAAGUGCCAAAGAUUAAAGGAGAUAUAAAGGGACCAGAUGUAGACAUUGAAGGUCCAAAUAUUGACAUUGAAGGCCACAAAGGUGGACUCAAAAUGCCCAAGUUCAAAAUGCCAUCAUUUGGAAUGAAAGGCCCCAAAAUAGAAGGACCUGAUAUUGAUAUUGACCUCCCCAAGGCAGAUAUUGAUGUGAAAGCACCAGAUGUUGAUAUUGAAGGAGCAGAUCUAAAAGUGAAAGGACCCAAAUUCAACAUGCCCAGCAUAUCUGGACCAAAGAUUUCAAUGCCAGAUGUUGAUUUCAACUUGAAAGGCCCAAAACUCAAGGGGGACAUGGAUGUUUCUGUUCCUAAGUUAAAAGGAGAUAUGAAAACACCUGAAGUUGACAUUAAAGGUCCAGAAGUUGAUAUUGAAGGGUCAAAGGGAGGAUUUAAAAUGCCUUCCAUUAACAUGCCAUCCUUCAAUCUAAAAGGUCCAAAGGUUGAUCUCCCAGAUGUCGACCUUAACCUAAAAGGUCCAAAAGUUGAUGUGCCAGAUGUUGACCUUAAUCUAAAAGGUCCAAAAGUUGAAGGUGACGUGGAUAUUAAACUGCCAAAGAUUAAAGGAGAUAUAAAGGGACCAGAUGUGGACAUUGAGGGUCCAAAUAUUGAUAUUGAGGGCUCAAAAGGUGGACUCAAAAUGCCUAAGUUCAAAAUGCCAUCAUUUGGAAUGAAAGGCCCCAAAAGUGAAGGUCCAGAUGUUGAUGUUGAUCUUGACCUUCCCAAGGCAGAUAUUGAUGUGAAAGCACCAGAUGUCGACGUCAGUGGAGCAGAUGUAAAACUGAAAGGACCCAAAUUCAACAUGCCCAGCAUAUCUGGACCAAAGAUUUCCAUGCCAGAUGUCGAUUUCAACUUGAAAGGCCCAAAACUCAAGGGGGACAUGGAUGUUUCUGUUCCUAAGAUAAAAGGAGACAUGAAAACGCCUGAAGUUGACAUUAAAGGUCCAGAAGUUGAUAUUGAAGGGCCAAAGGGAGGAUUUAAAAUGCCUUCUAUGAACAUGCCAUCCUUCAAUCUAAAAGGUCCAAAGGUUGAUCUCCCAGAUGUCGACCUUAACCUAAAAGGUCCAAAAGUUGAUGUGCCAGAUGUUGACCUUAAUCUAAAAGGUCCAAAAGUUGAAGGUGACGUGGAUAUUAAACUGCCAAAGAUUAAAGGAGAUAUAAAGGGACCAGAUGUGGACAUUGAGGGUCCAAAUAUUGAUAUUGAGGGCUCAAAAGGUGGACUCAAAAUGCCUAAGUUCAAAAUGCCAUCAUUUGGAAUGAAAGGCCCCAAAGUAGAAGGUCCAGAUGUUGAUGUUGAUCUUGACCUUCCCAAGGCAGAUAUUGAUGUGAAAGCACCAGAUGUCGACGUCAGUGGAGCAGAUGUAAAACUGAAAGGACCCAAAUUCAACAUGCCCAGCAUAUCUGGACCAAAGAUUUCCAUGCCAGAUGUCGAUUUCAACUUGAAAGGCCCAAAACUCAAGGGGGACAUGGAUGUUUCUGUUCCUAAGAUAAAAGGAGACAUGAAAACGCCUGAAGUUGACAUUAAAGGUCCAGAAGUUGAUAUUGAAGGGCCAAAGGGAGGAUUUAAAAUGCCUUCUAUUAACAUGCCUUCCUUCAAUCUAAAAGGUCCAAAGGUUGAUCUCCCAGAUGUCGACCUUAACCUAAAAGGUCCAAAAGUUGAUGUGCCACAUGUUGACCUCAAUCUAAAAGGUCCAAAAGUUGAAGGUGACGUAGAUAUUAAACUGCCAAAGAUUAAAGGAGAUAUCAAGGGACCAGAUGUGGACAUUGAGGGUCCAAAUGUUGAUAUUGAGGGCCCAAAAGGUGGACUCAAAAUGCCAAAGUUCAAAAUGCCAUCAUUUGGAAUGAAAGGCCCCAAAGUAGAAGGUCCAGAUGUUGAUGUUGAUCUUGACCUUCCCAAGGCAGAUAUUGAUGUGAAAGCACCAGAUGUCGAUGUCAGUGGAGCAGAUUUAAAACUGAAAGGACCCAAAUUCAACAUGCCCAGCAUAUCUGGACCAAAGAUAUCCAUGCCAGAUGUUGAUUUCAACUUGAAAGGCCCAAAACUCAAGGGGGACAUGGACGUUUCAGUUCCUAAGAUAAAAGGAGACAUGAAAACACCUGAAGUUGACAUUAAAGGUCCAGAAGUUGAUAUUGAAGGGCCAAAGGGAGGAUUUAAAAUGCCUUCUAUUAACAUGCCUUCCUUCAAUCUAAAAGGUCCAAAGGUUGAUGUGCCAGAUGUUGACCUCAAUCUAAAAGGUCCAAAAGUUGAAGGUGACGUAGAUAUUAAACUGCCAAAGAUUAAAGGAGAUAUCAAGGGACCAGAUGUGGACAUUGAGGGUCCAAAUGUUGAUAUUGAGGGCUCAAAGGGUGGACUCAAAAUGCCAAAGUUCAAAAUGCCAUCGUUUGGAAUGAAAGGCCCCAAAGUAGAAGGUCCAGAUGUUGAUGUUGAUCUUGACCUUCCCAAGGCAGAUAUUGAUGUGAAAGCACCAGAUGUCGAUGUCAGUGGAGCAGAUUUAAAACUGAAAGGACCCAAAUUCAACAUGCCCAGCAUAUCUGGACCAAAGAUAUCCAUGCCAGAUGUUGAUUUCAACUUGAAAGGCCCAAAACUCAAGGGGGACAUGGAUGUUUCUGUUCCUAAGAUAAAAGGAGACAUGAAAACACCUGAAGUUGACAUUAAAGGUCCAGAAGUUGAUAUUGAAGGGCCAAAGGGAGGAUUUAAAAUGCCUUCUAUGAACAUGCCAUCCUUCAAUCUUAAAGGUCCGAAGGUUGAUCUCCCAGAUGUCGACCUUAACCUAAAAGGUCCAAAAGUUGAUGUGCCAGACGUUGACCUUAAUCUAAAAGGUCCAAAAGUUGAAGGUGAUGUGGAUAUUAAACUGCCAAAGAUUAAAGGAGAUAUCAAGGGACCAGAUGUGGACAUUGAGGGUCCAAAUAUUGAUAUUGAUGGCUCAAAAGGUGGAUUCAAAAUGCCAAAGUUCAAAAUGCCAUCAUUUGGGAUGAAAGGCCCCAAAGUAGAAGGUCCAGAUGUUGAUGUUGAUCUUGACCUUCCCAAGGCAGAUAUUGAUGUGAAAGCACCAGAUGUCGAUGUCAGUGGAGCAGAUUUAAAACUGAAAGGACCCAAAUUCAACAUGCCCAGCAUAUCUGGACCAAAGAUAUCCAUGCCAGAUGUUGAUUUCAACUUGAAAGGCCCAAAACUCAAGGGGGACAUGGAUGUUUCUGUUCCUAAGAUAAAAGGAGACAUGAAAACACCUGAAGUUGACAUUAAAGGUCCAGAAGUUGAUAUUGAAGGGCCAAAGGGAGGAUUUAAAAUGCCUUCUAUGAACAUGCCAUCCUUCAAUCUUAAAGGUCCGAAGGUUGAUCUCCCAGAUGUCGACUUUAACCUAAAAGGUCCAAAAGUUGAUGUGCCAGACGUUGACCUUAAUCUAAAAGGUCCAAAAGUUGAAGGUGAUGUGGAUAUUAAACUGCCAAAGAUUAAAGGAGAUAUCAAGGGACCAGAUGUGGACAUUGACGGUCCAAAUAUUGAUAUUGAUGGCUCAAAAGGUGGAUUCAAAAUGCCAAAGUUCAAAAUGCCAUCAUUUGGGAUGAAAGGCCCCAAAGUAGAAGGUCCAGAUGUUGAUGUUGAUCUUGACCUUCCCAAGGCAGAUAUUGAUGUGAAAGCACCAGAUGUCGAUGUCAGUGGAGCAGAUUUAAAACUGAAAGGACCCAAAUUCAACAUGCCCAGCAUAUCUGGACCAAAGAUAUCCAUGCCAGAUGUUGAUUCCAACUUGAAAGGCCCAAAACUCAAGGGGGACAUGGAUGUUUCUGUUCCUAAGAUAAAAGGAGACAUGAAAACACCUGAAGUUGACAUUAAAGGUCCAGAAGUUGAUAUUGAAGGGCCAAAGGGAGGAUUUAAAAUGCCUUCUAUGAACAUGCCAUCCUUCAAUCUUAAAGGUCCGAAGGUUGAUCUCCCAGAUGUCGACCUUAACCUAAAAGGUCCAAAAGUUGAUGUGCCAGACGUUGACCUUAAUCUAAAAGGUCCAAAAGUUGAAGGUGAUGUGGAUAUUAAACUGCCAAAGAUUAAAGGAGAUAUCAAGGGACCAGAUGUGGACAUUGAGGGUCCAAAUAUUGAUAUUGAUGGCUCAAAAGGUGGAUUCAAAAUGCCAAAGUUCAAAAUGCCAUCAUUUGGGAUGAAAGGCCCCAAAGUAGAAGGUCCAGAUGUUGAUGUUGAUCUUGACCUUCCCAAGGCAGAUAUUGAUGUGAAAGCACCAGAUGUCGAUGUCAGUGGAGCAGAUUUAAAACUGAAAGGACCCAAAUUCAACAUGCCCAGCAUAUCUGGACCAAAGAUAUCCAUGCCAGAUGUUGAUUUCAACUUGAAAGGCCCAAAACUCAAGGGGGACAUGGAUGUUUCUGUUCCUAAGAUAAAAGGAGACAUGAAAACACCUGAAGUUGACAUUAAAGGUCCAGAAGUUGAUAUUGAAGGGCCAAAGGGAGGAUUUAAAAUGCCUUCUAUGAACAUGCCAUCCUUAAAUCUAAAAGGUCCAAAGGUUGAUGUUCCAGAAGUUGACCUUAAUCUAAAAGGUCCAAAAGUAGAAGGAGAUAUUGAUGUUAAACUGCCAAAGAUUAAAGGAAAUAUGAAAGGUCCAGAUGUUGAUAUUGAAGGGCCAAAGGGAGGUUUUGAGAUGCCCAAAAUCAAAAUGCCCUCAGUUAAUUUCAAAGGUCCAAAAGUUGAUGUUCCAGACAUUGAUGUUAACCUGAAAGGCUCAAAACUUGAAGGAGGUGGAGAUGCUGAAUUGCCAAAGAUUAAAGGAGAUAUUAAAGGCCCUGAAGUUGAUAUUGAUGGUCCCAAUCUUGAAAUUGAGGGCCACAAAGGUGGGUUCAAAAUGCCUAAGUUUAAGAUGCCAUCAUUUGGAUUCAGAGGAUCAAAAGCUGAAAGCCCUGAUGUUGAUAUAAACCUCCCUAAACCAAGUGUUGAUGUCAACCCUGGUGAUAUUGAACUUAAGGGCAAAGACAUUGCCAUUGAGGGAUCAAAUGCUAAAGUAAAAGGAAAAAAAUUCAAAAUGCCAAAAAUUACAAGUCCAAAGGUAUCUUUACCAGAUAUGGAUGUCAACUUGAAAGGUCCAAAACUCAAAGCAGAUGCCAAUAUUUCAUCUCCAAAAAUUGAAGGUGACAUAAAAUCCCCAGAAGUUGACGUUAAAGGUCAAGAACUUAAAAUUGAAGGACAAAAGGGGGGAUUUGAAAUGCCUAAGUUUAAAAUGCCAUCAGUAAAUUUCAAAGGUCCAAAGGUGGAUAUUCCAGAUGUUGACCUUAAUCUUAAAGGCCCAAAAGUUGAAGGCGAUGUGGAUAUAAAACUGCCAAACAUUGAGGGAGAUAUAAAAGGACCAGAUGUGGACAUUGAAGGUCCAAGUGUUGACAUUGAGGGCCACAAAGGUGGACUUAAAAUGCCUAAAUUUAAAAUGCCAUCAUUCGGAGUAAAAGGCCCCAAAAUAGAAGGACCUGAUAUUGACCUCCCCAAGGUAGAUAUCGAUGUGAAAACACCAGAUGUGGAUAUUGAAGGAGCAGAUGUAAACAUGAAAGGACCCAAAUUCAACAUGCCCAGCAUAUCUGGACCAAAGAUUUCCAUGCCAGACGUUGAUUUCAACUUGAAAGGCCCAAAACUCAAGGGUGACAUGGACAUUUCUGUUCCUAAGAUAAAAGGAGACGUAAAAACCCCUGAAGUUGACAUUAAAGGUCCAGAAAUUGAUAUUGAAGGGCCAAAGGGAGGAUUUAAAAUGCCUUCUAUUAACAUGCCAUCCUUCAAUCUAAAAGGUCCAUCGGUUGAUGUGCCAGAUGUUGACCUUAAUCUAAAAGGUCCAAAAGUCGAAGGUGAUGUAGAUAUUAAACUUCCAAAGAUAAAAGGCGAUAUCAAAGGACCAGAUGUGGAUAUUGAAGGUCCAAAUAUUGACAUUGAGGGCCACAAAGGGGGAAUCAAAAUGCCUAAGUUCAAAAUGCCAUCCUUUGGAAUGAAAGGCUCAAAAGUAGAAGGCCCUGAUGUAGAUAUUGAUCUCCCAAAGGCAGAUAUUGAUAUUAAAACUCCAGAUGUUGACUUAGACGGAGUAGAUGUAAAACUGAAAGGACCCAAAUUCAACAUGCCCAGCAUAUCUGGACCAAAAAUUUCCAUGCCAGAUGUUGAUUUCAACUUGAAAGGCCCAAAACUCAAGGGGGACAUGGAUGUUUCUGUUCCUAAGAUAAAAGGAGACAUGAAAACACCUGAAGUUGACAUUAAAGGUCCAGAAGUUGAUAUUGAAGGGCCAAAGGGAGGAUUUAAAAUGCCUUCCAUGAACAUGCCAUCCUUCAAUCUAAAAGGUCCAAAAGUUGAUGUUCCAGAUGUUGACCUUAACCUAAAAGGUCCAAAAGUUGAUGUACCAGAUGUUGACCUUAAUCUGAAAGGUUCAAAAGUCAAAGGUGACGUGGAUAUUAAACUGCCAAAGAUUAAAGGAGAUAUAAAGGGACCAGAUGUGGACAUUGAGGGUCCAAAUUUUGAUAUUGAGGGCUCAAAAGGUGGAUUCAAAAUGCCUAAGUUCAAAAUGCCAUCAUUUGGAAUGAAAGGCCCGAAAGUAGAAGGUCCAGAUGUUGAUGUUGAUCUUGACCUUCCCAAGGCAGAUAUUGAUGUGAAAGCACCAGAUGUCGAUGUCAGUGGAGCAGAUGUAAAACUGAAAGGACCCAAAUUCAACAUGCCCAGCAUAUCUGGACCAAAAAUAUCCAUGCCAGAUGUUGAUUUCAACUUGAAAGGCCCAAAACUCAAGGGGGACAUGGAUGUUUCAGUUCCUAAGAUAAAAGGAGACAUGAAAACGCCUGAAGUUGACAUUAAAGGUCCAGAAGUUGAUAUUGAAGGGCCAAAGGGAGGAUUUAAAAUGCCUUCUAUGAACAUGCCAUCCUUCAAUCUAAAAGGUCCAAAGGUUGAUCUCCCAGAUGUCGACCUUAACCUAAAAGGUCCAAAAGUUGAUGUGCCAGAUGUUGAUCUUAAUCUAAAAGGUCCAAAAGUUGAAGGUGAUGUGGAUAUUAAAGUGCCAAAGAUUAAAGGAGAUAUAAAGGGACCAGAUGUAGACAUUGAAGGUCCAAAUGUUGACAUUGAAGGCCACAAAGGUGGACUCAAAAUGCCCAAGUUCAAAAUGCCAUCAUUUGGAAUGAAAGGCCCCAAAAUAGAAGGACCUGAUAUUGAUAUUGACCUCCCCAAGGCAGAUAUUGAUGUGAAAGCACCAGAUGUUGAUAUUGAAGGAGCAGAUCUAAAAGUGAAAGGACCCAAAUUCAACAUGCCCAGCAUAUCUGGACCAAAGAUUUCCAUGCCAGAUGUUGAUUUCAACUUGAAAAGCCCAAAACUCAAGGGUGACAUGGAUGUUUCUGUUCCUAAGAUAAAAGGAGACAUGAAAACACCUGAAGUUGACAUUAAAGGUCCAGAAUUUGAUAUUGAAGGGUCAAAGGGAGGAUUUAAAAUGCCUUCGAUUAACAUGCCAUCCUUCAAUCUAAAAUGUCCAAAGGUUGAUCUCCCAGACGUUGACAUUAACCUAAAAGGUCCAAAAGUUGAUGUGCCAGACGUUGACCUCAAUCUAAAAGGUCCAAAAGUUGAAGGUGACGUAGAUUUUAAACUGCCAAAGAUUAAAGGAGAUAUCAAGGGACCAGAUGUGGACAUUGAGGGUCCAAAUAUUGAUAUUGAGGGCUCAAAAGGUGGACUCAAAAUGCCUAAGUUCAAAAUGCCAUCAUUUGGAAUGAAAGGCCCCAAAAUAGAAGGACCUGACAUGGAUGUUGACCUCCCCAAGGCAGAUAUUGUUGUGAAAGCACCAGAUGUUGAUAUUGAAGGAGCAGAUCUAAAAGUGAAAGGACCCAAAUUCAACAUGCCCAACAUAUCUGGACCAAAGAUAUCCAUGCCAGAUGUUGAUUUCAACUUGAAAGGCCCAAAACUCAAGGGUGACAUGGAUGUUUCUGUUCCUAAGAUAAAAGGAGACAUGAAAACACCUGAAGUUGACAUUAAAGGCCCAGAAGUUGAUGUUGAAGGGCCAAAGGGAGGAUUUAAAAUGCCUUCUAUGAACAUGCCAUCCUUCAAUCUAAAAGGUCCAAAAGUUGAUGUACCAGAUGUUGAUCUAAAUCUAAAAGGUCCAAAAGUUGAAGGUGAUCUGGAUAUUAAACUGCCAAAGAUUAAAGGAGAUAUUAAGGGACCAGAUGUGGACAUUGAAGGUCCAAAUGUUAACAUUGAGGGCCACAAAGGUGGACUCAAAAUGCCUAAGUUCAAAAUGCCAUCAUUUGGAAUGAAAGGCCCCAAAAUAGAAGGACCUGAUAUUGACCUCCCCAAGGCAGAUAUUGAUGUGAAAGCACCAGAUGUUGAUAUUGAAGGAGCAGAUCUAAAAGUGAAAGGACCCAAAUUCAACAUGCCCAACAUAUCUGGACCAAAGAUAUCCAUGCCAGAUGUUGAUUUCAACUUGAAAGGCCCAAAACUCAAGGGUGACAUGGAUGUUUCUGUUCCUAAGAUAAAAGGAGACAUGAAAACACCUGAAGUUGACAUUAAAGGCCCAGAAGUUGAUGUUGAAGGGCCAAAGGGAGGAUUUAAAAUGCCUUCUAUGAACAUGCCAUCCUUCAAUCUAAAAGGUCCAAAAGUUGAAGUACCAGAUGUCGAUCUCAAUCUAAAAGGUCCAAAAGUUGAAGGUGAUCUGGAUAUUAAACUGCCAAAGAUUAAAGGAGAUAUUAAGGGACCAGAUCUGGACAUUGAAGGUCCAAAUGUUGACAUUGAGGGCCACAAAGGUGGACUCAAAAUGCCUAAGUUCAAAAUGCCAUCAUUUGGAAUGAAAGGCCCCAAAAUAGAAGGACCUGACAUGGAUAUUGACCUCCCCAAGGCAGAUAUUGAUGUGAAAGCACCAGAUGUUGAUAUUGAAGGAGCAGAUCUAAAAGUGAAAGGACCCAAAUUCAACAUGCCCAGCAUAUCUGGACCAAAGAUAUCCAUGCCAGAUGUUGAUUUCAACUUGAAAGGCCCAAAACUCAAAGGGGACAUGGAUGUUUCUGUUCCUAAGAUAAAAGGAGACAUGAAAACACCUGAAGUUGACAUUAAAGGUCCAGAAGUUGAUGUUGAAGGGCCAAAGGGAGGAUUUAAAAUGCCUUCUAUUAACAUGCCAUCCUUCAAUCUAAAAGGUCCAAAGGUUGAUCUCCCAGAUGUUGACCUUAACCUAAAAGGUCCAAAAGUUGAUGUGCCAGAUGUUGACCUAAAUCUAAAAGGUCCAAAAGUUGAAGGUGAUGUGGAUAUUAAACUGCCAAAGAUUAAAGGAGAUAUCAAGGGACCAGAUAUUGAAAUUGAAGGUCCAAAUAUUGACAUUGAUGGCCACAAAGGUGGACUCAAAAUGCCUAAGUUCAAAAUGCCAUCAUUUGGAAUGAAAGGCCCCAAAAUAGAAGGACCUGAUCUGGAUAUUGACCUCCCCAAGGCAGAUAUUGAUGUGAAAGCACCAGAUGUUGAUAUUGAAGGAGCAGAUCUAAAAGUGAAAGGACCCAAAUUCAACAUGCCCAGCAUAUCUGGACCAAAGAUAUCCAUGCCAGAUGUUGAUUUCAACUUGAAAGGCCCAAAACUCAAGGGUGACAUGGAUGUUUCUGUUCCUAAGAUAAAAGGAGACAUGAAAACACCUGAAGUUGACAUUAAAGGCCCAGAAUUUGAUGUUGAAGGGCCAAAGGGAGGAUUUAAAAUGCCUUCUAUGAACAUGCCAUCCUUCAAUCUAAAAGGUCCAAAAGUUGAUGUACCAGAUGUCGAUCUCAAUCUAAAAGGUCCAAAAGUUGAAGGUGAUCUGGAUAUUAAACUGCCAAAGAUUAAAGGAGAUAUUAAGGGACCAGAUCUGGACAUUGAAGGUCCAAAUGUUGACAUUGAGGGCCACAAAGGUGGACUCAAAAUGCCUAAGUUCAAAAUGCCAUCAUUUGGUAUGAAAGGCCCCAAAAUAGAAGGACCUGAUAUUGAUAUUGACCUCCCCAAGGCAGAUAUUGAUGUGAAAGCACCAGAUGUUGAUAUUGAAGGAGCAGAUCUAAAAGUGAAAGGACCCAAAUUCAACAUGCCCAGCAUAUCUGGACCAAAUAUCUCCAUGCCAGAUGUUGAUUUCAACUUGAAAGGCCCAAAACUCAAGGGUGACAUGGAUGUUUCUGUUCCUAAGAUUAAAGGAGACAUGAAAACACCUCAAGUUGACAUUAAAGGUCCAGAAGUUGAUAUUGAAGGGCCAAAGGGAGGAUUUAAAAUGCCUUCUAUGAACAUGCCAUCCUUCAAUCUAAAAGGUCCAAAAGUUGAUGUACCAGAUGUUGAUCUUAAUGUAAAAGGUCCAAAAGUUGAAGGUGAUGUGGAUAUCAAACUGCCAAAGAUUAAAGGAGAUAUUAAGGGACCAGAUCUGGACAUUGAGGGUCCAAAUUUUGACAUUGAGGGCCACAAAGGUGGACUCAAAAUGCUUAAGUUCAAAAUGCCAUCAUUUGGUAUGAAAGGCCCCAAAAUAGAAGGACCUGAUAUUGAUCUUGACCUUCCCAAGGCAGAUAUUGAUGUGAAAGCACCAGAUGUUGAUAUUGAAGGAGCAGAUCUAAAAGUGAAAGGACCCAAAUUCAACAUGCCCAACAUAUCUGGACCAAAGCUAUCAAUGCCAGAUGUUGAUUUCAAUUUGAAAGGCCCAAAACUCAAGGGUGACAUGGAUGUUUCUGUUCCUAAGAUAAAAGGAGACAUGAAAACACCUCAAGUUGACAUUAAAGGUCCAGAAGUUGAUAUUGAAGGGCCAAAGGGAGGAUUUAAAAUGCCUUCUAUGAACAUGCCAUCCUUCAAUCUAAAAGGUCCAAAGGUUGAUCUCCCAGAUGUCGACCUUAACCUAAAAGGUCCAAAAGUUGAUGUACCUGAUGUUGAUCUUAAUGUAAAAGGUCCAAAAGUUGAAGGUGAUAUGGAUAUUAAAAUGCCAAAGAUUAAAGGAGAUAUAAAGGGACCAGAUCUGGACAUUGAAGGUCCAAACAUUGACAUUGAGGGCUCAAAAGGUGGACUCAAAAUGCCUAAGUUCAAAAUGCCAUCACUUGGAAUGAAAGGCCCCAAAAUAGAAGGACCUGAUGUUGAUAUUGACCUCCCCAAGGCAGAUAUUGAUGUGAAAGCACCAGAUGUUGAUAUUGAAGGAGCGAAUGUAAAAGUGAAAGGUCCCAAAUUUAACAAGCCAACUUUAUCUGGACCAACAAUCUCCAUGCCAGGUGUUGACAUUAACUUGGAAGGACCAAAACCAAAGGGUGUCCUGAAAGGAGAGGUUAUAUUACCUAAAGCUGAACUUAAGGGACCAGAUGUCAAAUGCGAUGUCCUGGAACACAGCUCCAAAAAAUCUAAGUUUAAAAUGCCAAAGGUUGGAUUCAAGAGUCCAAAGAUAAAAACCUUAGAGACUGAUAUUAAACUGGAACAUGGAAAUGUCAACAUAAAAGGAAAGUCUGGUAGCUUUGAGGGUCUUGACCAAGAACUGACUUUGACUGGUUCAAAAUCUAAAGGGUCUAAAUUUAAGAUUCCAAAAUUUGGAAACAAAAGUCCAAAGAUUGGAGUGCCUGAAACAGAUCUGUCAAAAUCUGGUGGAAAUUUAAGCAUUGAGAGCUCUGGUGGCAAGAUAGGAGGACCCGAAUUUAAUACACCCACAAUUUCUGGACCAAAAAUAUCUACAUCAGAUGUAGACAUAAACCUCAAAGGUCCAAAAAUAAAAGGUGCAAGUGAUCUUUCUAUUGAAGCUGGUAUGAAAGGUCCAAAGGUUGAAGUUGAGGAACCUACAGGUGGAGUGGACAUGCCAAAAAUCAAAAUACCAUCUUUUGGUAUUAAACUUCCACAGCUGGAAAGAUCAGAUCAUACCACAGCUGUUCCAAAUGCUACCAUUGAUAAAGAAAUCUCUAAUGUUGAUAUCGAAGCUGGUGAAAUGGAUGUUGAAGGUCCUGAGGCAAAUCUCAAAAGCCCAAAAUUUAAACUUCAAUCAGCAUCAGGACCCACUUUGCCAGACUUUAACAUUAAUCUGACAGGGCCUAAAACAAAGGGUGAUGUUAAAGUUGACUUAAACCUGAAAGGCCCAAAACUUGAAAGUGAUAUGGAUGGUUCAAAAAUUAAAGGAAAAUUAACAAAACCUGGAGUUGAUAUCAAAGCUCCAGAGGUUGAUUUGGAAGGGCCAAAGGGUUCAUUUGAAAUUCCUAAAAUCAAAAUGCCAUCAGGGCCAGAAGUUGAUUUAAACUUUUCUAAAGCUGACAUGAACACUAAAACACUUGAAGCAGACAUUAAAGGAACAGAAUUUGAAUCCUCUGAAGCAAGUCUUGAUGCCCCUGACAUAAAUAUUAAUGUAAAAGGUAAAAAGGGAAAGUUUAAACUUCCAAAAGUUAAAGGAAAAGAUAUGAACCCAGAGGCUGAUAUAAAAACACCAGAGGUAGACCUAAGUGUUGAUACAACUCAUAUUCAUGGCAAGGGAACAAAAGCUAAGAAACCUCUUUUCGGUAAACUUCAUUUUCCUGAUGUAGAGUUAGAUAUAAAAUCUCCAAAGCUAACAGGUGACGAUACAGAUUUAUCAUCCAAAAGUGCAACAGGUUAUUUGGAAGGUCCUGAUGUUGAAGUAAAAGGUAUAAGAGGUGGUCCACAGUUUAGUCCAAGUGUUUCAGGACAAUCAGCCAGUGGCCUUCAAUACCCAGAGGGUAAAAUACACUUUCCCAAAAUCAAAAUGCCAAGAUUUGGUGUUCUUCUUCCUACGGUGGAAGGCCAGGAUGAAAAUAGUGGGUCUCAGUCAGUCAAUCUUAAAGUUAGUUCAGAAAAUAUUGACAUUCCAAGUCCAGAACAGAAGCAUGGCGAUGUCAAAGCAAAGGUGAAGGUGCCAAAAUUGUUUGGCAAAUCAAAAGCAAAAGGAAGUAGUACAAGUGACCUUUGUGAACCAGAAUUAGGUUUAGGUGUAAGUGGUAAAGAAGGAAGUGCUGCUAAAGUACAUUCAGGUGAAAUGAUUAGUGGAAAAUUUGGCCUAGAAGGUGAUUCUGGUGUCAGUUUAUCAACUAAAGGAAAGUCAGCCUCACUGGAUCUAUUUAAAAAAUCAAAGCAUCGAUCCUCCUCUGCAAGUGAUGAAGGUUCACUAGCUGCUGUUAGUUCUCCUUCCGCUCUUUCAGAAACUGAGGGUGGUGACAUUUCGAUAGAUGUAGGAGACAGUAAGGGCAAAGGAAAGAAAGGCAAGUUAAAGUUUGGCACGUUUGGAGGUUUUGGGUCAAAGUCAAAGGGCUCAUACGAAGUGACACUUGGAAACGACAAUGAAGGACAGAUAGAAGGGGCUACAGAUGUUUCUGUGCCUCUCAAGAAAUCCAGAUUGUCGUCAUCCUCAAGCAGUGACAGUGGAUCAAGAGGUGGCUUCAGGUUUCCAAAACUUGAGCUAUCAGUUACACCAAAAAAGUAACAGUAAACGCAAUUAAUCUUUCUUAUAUGCACUCAAAUACAAUCUUCUAUUGCAGUUUAAAUUUUGAGUUUUGAAUGUUUAAUCCUAGAAUAUAGAUUUUUGUCUCUGUUUACCAAAGAUUGAUUAUAUUAAAGAGAAUUUAAUAGGAGUGCAUCAGAUUGUUAAUUUUUUUUCAAACUGUAAAUAAGAUAAAUGUAUACUUUUAUUAAUGAACAUUGUUUGUACAUAGUCCAGAUUUAUUAAUCUAUUACAUGACACAUAAAUUUACAUUUUUUUUCUAUCCUUUUAAAUAAGUGUUUUUAUUGAAUAGAUUGCAUAUUGCUAUGCAGGGGUCUCAUGAAAAGAAAAGACGCCACAGUUGUUUUGAAGGAAAAUGCUCUUUUUACAUUCAAACACAAUUUUAUUCAGUUGCCAUUCUAAUGUGUGUACAAUGAUUUAUUUUCUAUGCUUCACUAUAAGUCAGUGCAGAAUUGUAUUUUUAACAUAUAAUUUCGACAACAUUCUGAAAACAAACAUUGUAUAUAGCAUAAUUGCAAAGACAAUCCUUUUGGAUAUUCUUUGAAGUGCUUAUUUUUCUUCUGAUUGCUGUCUCUUCAUUUAAGAAAAGACAUAUUUCCUCCAAGUUUUUGUCACAUAAAAAAGUUCACUUGUUUUGUUUAUCUUAAACUGGUAUCAAAAAUCCUGUCUUUUUUUUUUUUUUUUUUUUUUACAUCCUUACCGGUAGUUAUGGUCUGUAUUUAAUUUCAUGUUGACACUUUCUUUUUGUAUUGACACUUAUCAUGUUACAGUCACCUUUUGAUGUAAUCAGUUUUCAAAUAACUACAGCACAGUUAGAAAUCUGUAUACCAUUGGUCAUAUUAUAUGGAGUGCAUCUUUUUUGGAACCAUGCUUUUGUGUGCAUUCUGCUAAGUAAAUGAAAUAAACAGAUUUAUAUAGUUAAUUCUUGUUUUUCAACUUGAUUUACCAGCUGUAAGAGUAAGCUAAGUUAAUGUCUCAAGUCCCAUCACCAAAAGCAAUUAGUAAAUAGUAGAUUGCUGAUCAUAUGUAAUACUGCACUGUAGAUGUAAUGUUGGUAUAUAACACAAUGGGAUAAAAAUUUUUGCCAUUCCAAACCUUUAUGUUGCCUUAGCAUUUGUGUAAUAAAUAAAAACACAAUUGAA
Messenger RNA from Cyprinodon tularosa, 22586 nucleotides. It is a transcript of the gene ahnak, whose product is annotated as AHNAK nucleoprotein. Gene Ontology annotation, molecular function: protein binding. Gene Ontology annotation, cellular component: cytoplasm; costamere; nucleus. The record is from RefSeq and is a predicted model, not a curated record. NCBI's taxonomy places the organism in Eukaryota, Metazoa, Chordata, Actinopteri, Cyprinodontiformes, Cyprinodontidae. Gene Ontology annotation, biological process: regulation of RNA splicing.